UGAACGCUGAGAGGUCCACUGCGUCGCGCGCGUAGCUAGCGGGAAACCCGACUCAGUUCGCAGCCGCCGCGGUGGAGCAGGUUCGCCUUGGGAAUCGUGCCGCGCGCCGCGCUACCACAAUCAGAAUCAGUGAUCAGUCUCCUCGGAGUCAACAAGAGAAUCGGUACCGUGAUCAGUCUCGCCGUCAACAAGUGGAUCCUUACGUCGCGCGCUGUUAUUAUUUUUGUGAGUUUCCGGUGAUUUUUUGAUGAUCGCGAGUGGUUUCAGGAUGUGAACGGAAUCGCCGAGAUGAGCGUUUUCUCGCUGCGGUGGAUUUUUGUGCUCUGUGUUGGUGUUAGUGUGGAUGUGCUCGCUCAGGAUUUUGAGGGGGGCGCCCCGAGGGACUCGGCGCCCCCUCGCCGACAGACAGUCGGCAAAAGGUGCGCGAACGACCACGGGCUGAUCGGAACAUGCAAGCUUCCAUGGCAGUGCAGUUCCUUGAAGACGCAGCUGGCGAACAAACAGCACCCGAACAUGUGCGGUUUCGAUAAUGUCAUCGGCGUCCCUAUCAUCUGCUGCGCCUUCGACGAUGAACCCGAUGACCAAACGACCAGCAAUACAGACGGGUCCCAUGGAUUCGACUUCGAUGACCCAACGGGCGACUUCUUGAAGAAGUACAUCCUAUGGCAAGCGGAGCUCCACCGGAAGGAGAACGAAGCUUUGGCCACAACAACAGUCAGGACAACAACCACGACCAGGCGAACGAUGACGGACGCCAGAGAAGAACUAAUCGCACGUAGACGAACAUCCUCGGAUCCGAGGGAGGAACUUAUACGAGCGAGACAGUCGCAUCCAGAUCGGAAGGAGGUAUACUCACACUUGCGGAUGGUAACACCAGAUUCAAGCGAGGAAGGUUCGAAAGCACGACAAAUGCAUCCAGAGUAUAGUGAGGAAAUUGCACCCACACGACAAAAUUCCCUAAAUAGAGAUUCUAAACAGGAUGUUUCGCAAGCGCGGCAGUUGCAAAAAGGGCCGAAAGAAGAAAUUCCACAAAUUCACUCAGAGCUUGAAGAGGUUUCAUCUACAAGACAAGUUCUUAGGAACGAUAUUCCAAGCACAAUCAAUCGUACUAAAAUAAUAUCCAGGUUUCGAGAGUAUUCAAACCCACAAGAUGGUCUCAUGUCGAAAGCUGAAAGGAUAGUAGCCCACUUACGGAGUGUCUUCGACGAAGAAGAUGAUGAUGAUGAUGAUGAUGAUGAUGAAGACGACUCAGAAUUCGAGAAGGGUCGGAACCAAACCGAUGAUCAUCCGGAUACGCAGUCGUCACCGGUAGCUGAUACAGACGACCACAUAAGAAUAAGGGUCUCCGAAAGGGUCGAAGAGGCGGAACAUCCUAUAUCCGGGUCCAAAAGAGCGAAAAGGAGUCCUCAAAGUCCGAUGAGGAUGCUCUACGAGUUAGAGGAAGAUGCGUUUUCACCGAGGCUCCUCGAGUCAGAAAUUUUCAAUCAGCCUCAAGAAGGUGUGCGGCGACAAAAACGCGUUCAAGUUGCUUCGGAAGAAGUUCUUUUUAGGCCAGAGAGAUUUAGGCCAGACGUUUUUGACAGAGAUGACGAUGACGACGAGAACCUGGAGCCUGAAGUUGAGAAGUUUCCCGGAAGUUUUCCGAAAGUUGAGGAGCCACAACGGGAGGUCGUUCAGAUUGGGGGCGCUUCCCUCAAGCCCAACAAAAACCAGGGUGUGUCACAUAAAACAACCUCAGUAAACAACGAUGAAAUUAGCUCCCAUUUCAUGUCGCCGACCCCUGAGAUUUACCGAGAGGAACCGAUAGUUAAAGAUGAUGGAGGAAAUCAUGAAGAAGAACAGAUCACUAGCGAAGUUCCAAGAAACCGUGGAGCGUCACUCGAGGGUGAGCCGCUAGAUAGCGCUGGAGGACAAACUCAGAACGAAAUCUCUACCCAGCGUGAGGAAGUCACAAAAUCAAAUCUUGGGGUGACCAAACCUAACGAGCGGAAAUUCGACGUGACCGAGUGCUUGAACCACCUCCGCAGGAAAUAUCUUCAAAGACUCAGGGGUGAUGCUUUACCGUUCGUUUCAAAAAACGGCGGUAGAAAUCCCUUACCAGUGGAUGUGGAGGAAUUGUACAGAGUGCGGAGGGAUGGAAUGACGGAGAUGUUCAGCGGUCGAUCGAUCGAGCGAGUUUGUCUCGAGUUCGGGAAUAAAAUCGAGCAGGAGCUGGAAUUCGAGCUCGCUAGUAAGCUCAUAGAAGUCUUUAAAAAGAGGGAGGAGGCUAUUUUCACACCACCGCUCCCUCCACAUCCUGACGAAGAUAUAAUCCUGGACGAGGAUCAAGCCCGGGAGCAUGAAUGGCUGGCAGCACGAGAAAGUGGGGACAGAAACGGUUCGAUUUAUGUUAUCGAUCAGCCUCAAACGGAAGCAAAGGUGGAAGUCGCUCCAUCGAAUCCAUCCACAGCGAGGUCCCUUCGUUUCAGGCUUAGCCGCCGACGUAGAUGGUCAGGAGAUGAAGAAGAGAGGUCCGGGUGGUCGGACGAGGAGACCCGGCGUCCUGGAACUGGUCAAAGGUUUGACGAGAGAGAUAGAAGGCAAAACUACCACAGGGAGAGUGGAGACUAUCGACAGGAUUCUGGAUUCGAUAGAACCAGAGAUGAGGAGUCCCGCGACCGGGCUCCAAGUCACGACGGACGAAAUCCCGACGAAUCGGAUGAUGGAGGCCAAAACCCCCGAUACUCAAACACGGGUGAUCGAGGAGCAAGACUACAACUAUGGUACGCGAAAGGCGACGAUGAGUACUCGAACAGGAGGCCGGACGAGAGUGAGAACGUCCCACCCAGAGAUACCGUCGAUGGCUUUAUCGAAGACAGCUUCGAUGGCAACGACUCUGGCGAGAAGCCGCAGUUCCAGUUCGGGGGUGGCAAGUGGGAUCGACCUCAAUCAGGACGACCAGACAAGUCCAUCUGGACGUCCAGGCCUGGCGAGUUUCACCCUGAUAAACCCUACUCGAGCUCGCCGGACAGGAAUCCGAACGGGCACUCGGAGGACUACUUCAUCCCGAAACCGAGCCGGAGACCUAGUCGACCGGAAUAUGGGUCUGAGUAUGAUUCUGAGCCUGGACUACGCCCGGAGAGUUACAAUUCUGAGUCCGGACUACGUCCGGACAGGUACGAUUCUGAGCCCAGAAGGACAACGACUUAUCGUCCAGACCGGUACGACGCUGUUGACUCGGACCGGUAUGAUUCUGAGCCCAGAAGAACGACUCGCAGACCUGAUUAUUACGAUUCUGAGCCCAGAAGAACGACUCGCAGACCUGAUUAUUACGAUUCUGAGCCCAGAAGAACGACUCGGAGACCUGAUUAUUACGAUUCUGAGCCGAAGAGAACGACUCGCAGACCUGAUUAUUACGAUUCCGAGCCGAAAAGAACGACUCGCAGACCUGAUUAUUACGAUUCUGAGCCGAAAAGAACGACUCGCAGACCUGAUUAUUACGAUUCUGAGCCGAAGAGAACGACUCGCCGGUACGAUUCUGAGACGAGGAGAACGACGACCGAGCGCUCGGAUUGGUACGAUUCUGAGGAUCGUCGACGGACGUCGACUCGACGUCCGGAUCCACACGAUUCUGAGUUCGUGAACCAACGUGCCACGACUCGAACGACCAGGAGGCCGGACCCGAACCAUUUCAACAAUUACGAUACCGAUUCGAACGACUUUUUCGUACCACCAAGGACCACAACCCGACGACCGGAUCCCUACGAUGAGGAUCGUCCGAACUAUUCGCAAGGGAACAAUUACCCGCAAGGGAACAAUUACCCGCAAGGGAACAAUUACCCGCAAGGGAACAACGAGCCACAAGGGAACAAUUACCCGCAGAGUAAUGGUUAUCCACAAGGGAACCGUCGCCCGCAAGGGAAUAAGCCGAAAGCCACCCCCAGACCAGGGGGGAUUGUCUACCCAUCGAAUGGUGGUAACUGGGGUGGGAAUAGUUACACAACCUCGAGGCCGGAUACUGAUGGGGGCAUUGUCUACCCGGGUGAAGCGUCAACUACGAACAGUCCGCCACGGUAUCCGCCCAAGCCGACGAGGUCACCGGUCAAAGCGCCGAGGAUUAGUGAAACUAAAUGUGCAGAGUACAAAAAACUGACAAAAAGCAGUGUUGCAGCUGUCCUACCUCUGGCAAUCGAUUCCGAGCCAGAAUCUCUCCUGCUGGAAAACUGUCCUCAGAACAGUGUUAGUUUAAUCGUCGGAGGGAAAGAAGCCGUUCUCAAUGAAUUUCCGCACAUGGUCGCGCUGGGUUAUAAGAACCGAGGUCGUCUGACUUACAAUUGCGGAGGCACCCUCAUAAGUGAGAACUUCGUUUUGACGGCCGCGCACUGCAUCAACACCAGCUUAGGGAAACCAGUGCAGGUUCGACUGGGCGAGCUGAUCCUGAACAACGAGGAUGACGGGGCGAGCCCUGUGGACGUUCGGGUGGAGCGGACAACGGUGCAUCCCGAUUACAGGGACGACCAAAAGUACAACGACAUCGCCCUCGUCCGCCUGGAGAGGGAAGUCUCUUUCAGCAACUCCAUCCGGCCAGCGUGUCUCCAUCAGCAGCGGGACCUGAGCCGCAGCGAACUCCCCGUUGCCACCGGAUGGGGCACCACUGAUUAUGGUGGAAAGCGGAGCGACGCUUUACUUAAAGUCGGGCUGAGUGUGAUCAACAACACGCUGUGCAACCGACUGUACGACAAGGAAAGGCGGACCGCUGGCUCGCUCGAAAGAGGCAUCUCAGAAUCCAUGCUCUGCGCGGGAAAACUCGAGGGUGGCAAAGACACAUGCCUGGGUGAUUCGGGUGGUCCCCUUGGGAUACCUCAUCCGGACAGCAAAUGUCAACACUACAUCGUCGGUAUCACAUCGUUCGGGAAAGUUUGCGGCCAAGAAAAUUCACCAGGGGUCUACACUCGAGUGUCUUCGUACCUGCCAUGGAUAGAAAAUAUUGUCUGGAACGGACAGCAAUGAAACUAGUCAUUCAACAAAUAAUUUAAUUUUACUUUUUCUAUUUUAUUCCAUGUUGUAAAUUUUAUAUUUUUGACUAAAAACUGUACAUAUAUCACUUGCCUAGGAAUGUAAAUGAAUGCUCAGUAAACCAGAGAAUGCUUUUAAAGGAUUUUUACAGAAUUUUUUUUUUUUUUUUCGAUGAAAAAUUACGAAAAUGUUUUUGAAUUCUCUUCUGAAUUCUCUUAAAUGUAGUUCUUUGUAAAGUAAUGAAAUCUUGAAAAGAUUUUGACGGAUUCUUGCUAAGUUUGAUACCAAUUAAUGUAGAUAAUUUUAGUAGUACAUUUUAAUAAAAAUUUGCAGUUUUUAAUGAUAUAUUUUCCCGUUUCAAAAUGCUUUAAAGGUUAAUUUGUAAAUGUGUUGCAUAGUUCAUUUUUAUAAUCUCAUCUAUAGCCAAAAAUUUUCAAAAUAUUUUCUGAAAAUAUUUUGAAAAGGUAGGCGCUGUUUUAUUUUACCAUAUUCCCUUCAAUAUCACUUGUUUACUGGGUAAUGUGUUUGUACAAAUUUUAUACCUGGUUUGAUCUUUUGUGUCCUUUUUGUUGUGAUACACCUAUUCAUUCAUGAUGGGAUGCAGAAGUUGCCUGAAGAAAUACAUUUCGAAAAGUUGUACCUCAGA
Messenger RNA from Bemisia tabaci, 5641 nucleotides. Lineage: Eukaryota; Metazoa; Arthropoda; Insecta; Hemiptera; Aleyrodidae. The record is from RefSeq and is a predicted model, not a curated record.